Salvia hispanica is the source of this 1802-nucleotide messenger RNA. RefSeq names its product Octicosapeptide/Phox/Bem1p family protein. Gene Ontology annotation, molecular function: protein binding. Lineage: Eukaryota; Viridiplantae; Streptophyta; Magnoliopsida; Lamiales; Lamiaceae. The record is from RefSeq and is a predicted model, not a curated record.
ACCCAUUUUGGCACAAUGGAUCCACCACCCGCCCCUUCCUCCGCCAACUCCUCCCCCCGCUCCCGCCCCGACGCCCCUCCCUCGGCGUGGGACGACACCCCGAAGCUCCGCCUCAUGUGCAGCUACGGCGGCCACAUCAUCCCCCGCCCCCACGACAAAUCCCUCUGCUACGUGGGUGGCGACACCCGCAUUGUGGUCCUCGACCGCCAUUGCUCCCUCUCCGACCUCCGAUUCCGCCUCUCCCACACCCUCCUCAACGGCCGCCCCUUCUCCCUCAAGUACCAGCUCCCCUCCGAGGACCUCGACUCCCUCAUCUCCCUCUCAUCCGACGAGGACCUCGACAACAUGAUCGAGGAAUAUGACCGCACUUCGCUGAAACCGCCCUCUCGCAUCCGCCUCUUCCUCUUCCCUUCCAAGCCCGAGACCGUCGCCUCCAUGGGCUCGCUUCUCGACGACGCCAAGUCGGAGACUUGGUUCGUCGACGCCCUCAAUGGCUCCGGCCUUCUCCUCCCCCGGGGCUUGUCCGACUCCGCCGCCAUCGACACGCUUAUCGAGUGCGACAACCGUGCCGGGAAGCCGUCGCUGGUGGAGAAGACGAUGGAGUCGCCACCGGUGGUGGAGACAAGCUCGUCAUCGCCAGGGUCGAGCAUGUCAUCCCCGUCGAUGGCGAAUCUGCCGCGGAUAAAGGUUAGGGCGCCUGAGGAGUAUCUUACGGUGGGGUUGGAAGAGCAAUUGAGCAUUGCUGCACCGAAUUUGGAUGAGAGAUCGGAGAAGUCGGAUCAUGCGCCGACGAAGGUGAGGAAGCCGCCAUUGCCGUUGCAAGCGGUGCAAAGGAAGCUGGUUGAUGUUCACAAUCUGCCGUCACCAGAUUCGUCCAAGCAUGCUACUGCCUACAGCUUGCCCUCGCCCGAAUCUGUUGCUAGCGAUUGCAGCAUUGCAUCAUCCGUCGGAUCCCUGUCGAAAAACGCAAUGUACUCUGACGCAUCUCACCAACAACUUAGAGCAACCAACAACAACAGCGCAAUCGAUCCAAAGAUGAUCCAAGAUCCACCUCAAGCAGGCGAGUGGAGCCCACAACAACACAUCCCAAACACACACUACAUCCACCACCACACACCAAUGCAGCAGCCGCCUCCUCUUCCUUAUUACCCAGUCUACCUCCACCACCAAUCCCAGCACGCCGCCGCCGAUCCGCAGCAGUACCCCAUGUACCUCAUGUCCCCGACGCCGCCACAGCCCCCGGUCUACCCGCCGAAGCCGGAGAUGCACCAUCAGAUAGUUCAAGUCCCUGCUCAUCAGUUCCAGCACCAUUACGUCGGCGUCCCGCAAAUGCAAUCGCCUCCGCCUAUUGCCAAUCCAGCUGCAGUGGGAGCUACUGCUGGGAAUUAUGGGUAUGAUCAGUACUCCUCUCAUCAUAUGCAAGAUCAGCCCUAUUAUGCUCAACAAAUGGCGGCUGUGUCAGCUAUGCCGCCGCUGCCUCAAUACCAGACUAUGACUCCGGCGACAGCGGUGAUGCUUUCACAAGCAUCGGCCCAGAUUUCGGCCGAUGGCAAUCAGCAACACUCUUGAUGCAUGGAAAACAAGAAUGAAAUGAAGUGAGAUUGAACAAAGUGAUAAUUGGUUUUAUUGGAGUACUUGGUAAUUGUUUAAAGAUAAUGAGGUGCUUCGCUAAGUAUUUUAUGUUAAUGUAAUAUUAUUUAAAUAAAUAUUAAUAUGUAUUCUGGAAAAAAUGAAAUGUAGAGCUGUCUCCAUUGUAAACUUCUUUUGUUUUCUAAAGUAAUGCAAGUAAUUACACCUCCAUA